Phycomyces blakesleeanus NRRL 1555(-) is the source of this 360-nucleotide messenger RNA. RefSeq lists its product as hypothetical. The transcript has 3 exons. The record is from RefSeq and is a predicted model, not a curated record. The coding region runs from base 1 to 360 and encodes 119 amino acids. NCBI's taxonomy places the organism in Eukaryota, Fungi, Mucoromycota, Mucoromycetes, Mucorales, Phycomycetaceae.
AUGAGAGACACAUCGUUUUGCCCUGAAGGAUUAGAGAAAGAAACGUCGUUCCCCAUCAAGGAACGUCGUCCCCGUAAGAUUACUGGCGAAUUUAUUAAGGAUAUUUUAGAAGUAAUCGAAAAGGAAGUUGAUGUAAAGUUGGAGCAGAUAGCUGCCGUGAAGGAGCUUGAGCAAACACUUAAAGCCAAUAAAUACAUGCACAAGGUUGACAAUAUAUUGCCAGAUCUUGAGUCAAAGGAAAAAACACUUUGCUUCUUCGAGAGUUUAGGUGCAUAUUGGCUCAAAGAAGAAAUAAGAUUGUGCAAAAGUCUAUUCUAUUCUAUGAAUUUUGUACUUUUGUCUUUUGGUGUCUUCAACUAA